CUUAUCAAGCAGCAGAUUCUCUCCCUCCAGCUUAGGAAGGAGCACCUUCUGCGCAAUCAUUUCUCAGCUGACGGAGGAAACCCAGCCACUAUUUGAAACCACUAUCAAAUCCCGGUCUGUGUCUGAGGACUGUGAUGCUAAAUUCACGUGCAUAGUGACAGGGUACCCGCAGCCAGAGGUGACAUGGUAUAAGGAUGAUGAAGAGAUGGACCGUUACUGUGGCUUACCCAAGUACGAGAUAUUCCGUCAUGGAAAUCGCCACACCCUGCAGCUGUACAAGUGCCGAGAAGAAGAUGCAGGCAUUUACCAGGCCUCAGCUAGAAAUAACAAAGGCAUCGUGUCCUGCUCUGGUGUGCUCGAAGUGGGAACCAUGACGGAGUUCAAAAUCCAUCAGCGGUGGUUCGACAAAAUUAAGAGAAAAGCUGAAGAAAAGUUGCGAGAGAUAGAACGGGGCAAGAAGCGAGGGAAAGAAAACGUGGAGGUAGAGAGGUUGCAGGGAAUGAGCCCUGACCGGCUUCAGAGAAAGCGGAGGCUGGCCAGGGAUCCUAACCUCCGGUUGGGAGCCUCUCCGUGGGAGAAGGAGGAUGCAGCAAAGGUGCAUGUUGCUGAUUCUCAGUCCAGAUUGCAUGAGAAUAUCACUGAGCCGAAGGAGCAAUUCCCAAGCAAACUGAUAACCCCUUUGAAAGCAGAGGUGACCACCAACGGAGAUGCCUCUUUGGAAAGUGUGGAGGAGAACGGGAAGAGCUUUCUCACGUACAUCUACGAGACGGUGGAGGACCUAGCAACUAAGCCAAAGGCAAAAGACUCUGCGGCUAAAAAGAAAAAGAAGGUGGAGGCUCCUCCAGCAGCAAAGCAGGAAGCUUCCAAGCAAGAAGAAAGUGGGCGAGACAGGGCCAGCCCCGCUCUGAACCCGAGGUUUGCCCCUCCUGUUGCCUUGCGCAGGGAUGCACGUUUGAGGGCGGCGAACGAUCAAGAAGCAGAAAAAGGUUCAAAAAUCAAAGAACCCGGGAAAGCUGUGAAUCAGGAUGCUAAAAUCAAUGGCGACAUGCACUUCUCUUUGCGAGAGAUGUAUUUUGAUAAGCAAGUGAAGCCAGCAGCAGGGAAGGAAGAGGUGGGAGCCAAGGAAGAGGCUGCAAGCAAGGCUGUCCUGCAGCCUGUGCCAGUCAGCAGACAGACAGAGGAUGCUCCGUCGUCCUCAGAGGUGUUGGAAGCAGGACCUGCACCACCUGAGGGGCAGAGAAGCCAGCACCAGGUGCAGAAGUCAGAGGGAAACAGAGCCAUCGGUCCAGAGGUGGCAGCAACAGUGGGACAGUCUGCUAGUGACCUAAAACAUCCAGUGUCCGAUCCAACCACAGAGACUGGUGAGCAAGCCACUAAGUUAGAGGAGCUCAGGAAAGAGAAGCCUGUCUGCCAGGAGAGCAGCGGGGCUGGGAAAAGGACAAAUCCUCGGCUGAGGUCUCAGGAGCCACCUAAGCCACCAGCACCUUCUCCAGACUGCGUGCAGUCCAACAAGGAGCACCCUCCCUUUAGGAAGCAGGGAGAAGGACAUUCCCAUGCUCUCGAGGGCAGAGAGAUCCAACAAGGACUGUUACAUCGAGAGGACAAAAGCCAAGGUGAGGAAGAGCCGUCACUAAAGAAGUCAAGUCCUCCAGAGCCUGGAGGGAAAACUCUUCUUGAGCAAAUCACGCCUCAGACAGCAGUCAAGGAUGGGAAGAGUGAAGAGGCAGGAGAAGAGCUGUCUGGGAGCCAUCCCAGGGCAGAGACAGGAGAGAGCGGUGCAGCAGAGCUGUCUCCUAGGGCUGCACACAGGGAGGUCAGAGGAACAUCUCUGGGACCUCGGGAGACUGAAAUGCCAGCUCCUGCUCUGGUUCGACUUGCUGAGGAAGUGCUGCUUCCUGCUCCUGCAGUGGAGAUGUCGCUGGCUCAGGAGGUGCCGCUUGUGGCUCAUGGUGCUCCAGGGGAGGAGGCUACGGCAGGAGAGGUCCUGUCUGGAGCCCAGCUGCUGCCUACUGCGAGCAGAGAGACGGACAUCAAAAAGGCAGAUGGAUCUGCCCCAAUGGAGGGGUUUUCAGCCAGCACGUUAUGGGAGGAAAGUGCCAAACCAGCGUCUGUAGGACCUCAGGGGAAGGAAGGAGGAGAGCAAACAGCCACAGCUCCUCACCAAGAACUGGCAGCACCUCUGGGCACUUUUCAAGGAGGUCCUGAGGUUCAGCCACAAGUACCACUGGUCCUGCCUAGCCCCGAGAGACCUCAAGAGAUGUCUUUGGAGGAGAAGAUGCAGCACAAAAACCUUGUUUCCUCCUUGAAGAACUACCUGCUACUGCUUUUAAAAAUGUCAGACAGCGGUAAGGAUGCCAUGAAGGAAGACACUGACCCCGGGGACAAGGAGCAGGACGAUGCACAGGAGGUUACGCUCCCAGAGAUAGGCAUUGCAGGCCUGAGUCCCCGCACCUCCAGGAGAGUUUUGGAAAAGGUCCAAAACAAUCAGCUCUUCCAGACAGCAGAGAACUUGCCUCUGACACCCAGGACAUCUAGGAGGAUCACAGGCAUGAUUAACGAGGAAUUUGUUACCAGCAAGGAGAUGUUGGCUUCCAGGCCUGUGCCACCCAAGAGACGUCCCCGGGUCACUCCCAAGGCGGAGGGGCCACCGCAGCUCUCUGUGCCCUCCAUCGUGGUGGGCAGUGUGCCGGCAGCAGGAGUAGAGCAGCCUUCUAACACCGUUUUUGAUUUGCCUCCAGCAAGCCCUGAAAAAGAGACCCUUGGUGACCCUCCGGCAGUGCUACCUUGUGCCACGCCAGAGGAGCUUGCUUCUGGGGCGCGGCGCAAAAUAUUCCUGCCAAAACCCAGGCAGGCUGGGGAGGAAGAGGAGGUAACCCCACAGAGCCCAGGACACAUGAGGAGUCCUAACGUUUCACCACGGCAGUCCAGGAAGAACACAGCCCUAUUGCAGUCACCUGCCCUGGCUCCAUCCCCUCCUGCAGAGCAGCACUCACCGACCCUCAUAAAGAAGAUGGACAGACUGGAGGUCCCUAAGCUGUAUGAGGAGCCCACAGGUGACAGCAGUGGCGACCAUGAGGUCCCUGAAGAUACUAAGCCAGAAGCACAGCCAGCAGAUUCCAAGAAAACAAAUAACCCAUUUAAAGCUCCACAGGUCAUCCGUAAGAUCAGGGCAGAACAAUUUUCCGAUGCAUUGGGAAACCUGAAACUUUGGUGCCAGUUCUUCAAUAUUGUGAGUGAUUCUAAGCUGAUGUGGUACAAGGAUGAGAUCCCUGUAGCAGAAACCCAAAGGAGCGCUGGUGAUGAGAGCCAGGCAGCCUUGGCUGUUGUGCAGGCAUCCCAGAAGGACUGCGGGGUCUACCGGUGCGUGAUCAGCAACGAGUAUGGCACUGACUCCACCGAUUUCUUGCUCAGCCCAGAAGUGCUGUCAGGAUUUAUCUUGCGGGAAGAGAUCGAAGUUGGAGAGGAGAUCGAGAUGACGCCCAUGGUGUUCGCGAAGGGUUUGGCCGAUGCAGGCUACUGGGGGGACAAGCUCUUCGGGCGUGUGGUGAGCGAAGACUUGGAAGUGGGUGCCGGUUUGCUGCGCAAAGCCUGUCGUGCCAGAGCCAUCUACGGCCUGGAGCCCGUCUUUGAGUCUGGAUGCACCUGCAUCAUCAAAGUGCACAAUUUCAUUGUCUUUGGGACCAAGAAUGAGAACAGCCUCAUUGAGAAGAACUACGACAUCACCAUCCAGGAAUGUAAAAUCCAGAACUCCAGCCGCGAGUACUGCAAGAUCUUCGCUGCUGAGGCACGAGCCGUCCCUGAUUUUGGAGCAGUGCCUGAGAUAAUUCCUCUGUAUCUGAUCUACCGACCGGCCAACAACAUCCCUUACGCCACGAUGGAGGAGGACCUGGGUGGGCCUUGCGAGCAGUACUGUGUCACCGAGAGAGAUGGCAGCUUGGUGACAAGACACACCUCAGAGAUUGUGCUCAAAUGCUGUACCUUCCAGCAUUGGGUCUACCAGUGGACAAAUGGAAACAUCCUUGUGACUGACAUGGAAGGAGUGGGCUGGAAGAUCACUAAUGUGCGCAUUGCUACCAACCUGAAAGGGUACCAGGGGCUGAAGGAAAGCUGCUUCCCCUCUGUGCUGGAGCAAUUCGCGGCCACCCACCGGUGCAACCAUUACUGCAGUAUCCUAGGCCUGAAGACACUGGAGCCAGCCAAGCCCAAGGGUUGCAAGAGUCCCUCCGUGGGUAGGAAAUCUGCCCAGUCCAGCCCCCAGCUCCAGAAGAAGGGACUGGCAAGUCCCCAGGGCACCCGCAAAGCUGCUGUGAGCCCCAAAAGCUCCCGGAGAGCUGCAGAAACAGGAGAUGGCCCAGCAGCCUCCAAACCUGGGUCGGGAGAGAGCGGGAUAUCUGAGCCUCCUGCUCCCUAA
Molecule: messenger RNA, 4411 nt
Organism: Apaloderma vittatum (bar-tailed trogon)
Lineage: Eukaryota; Metazoa; Chordata; Aves; Trogoniformes; Trogonidae
Gene: ALPK3
Product: alpha-kinase 3
Exons: 14
Biological process (GO): cardiac muscle cell development; protein phosphorylation
Cellular component (GO): nucleus
Molecular function (GO): protein serine/threonine kinase activity; ATP binding
Source: RefSeq, a predicted model, not a curated record